CAGGCUGCGGCAUCCCAGCCCGCUCCCCCGGCCGCUGCAGGCUGCCGAGCGCCUUGGGCGGCGCACUUGCUCUCAUUGGCUUCUCGCCCUGCCCUUCAGAGGGUGGAGCCGCACCCGCGCGGCGGAGAGAGGGGCCGGCUGGGUUGCUCUGGGCAGAGCUGCACGGGGUGGGGAGAGGCACGGGAAGGCCGGAGCGGAGGACGCCGGAGUCGGAGCAGCAGCAGCGGCGGCUGGGGUGGGAUGUGAACGCUGCGCUUCUCAUGCUUUUUCCCCACGUAGUUUAUGCCGUAGCGUUUCUGUUCCGGGUUCCGUCCCCAGGGACUCCCUCCGGCGCCGCCCAGGGACCUCGCUCGCUCCCUCCAUCCCCAAGCCGGGUAGGGGAGCCGCGCAGCCGGCCGGCAGCUCGCUCCCUCCCCUCCCAGCACCAUGGCGGACCAGCCGGCGGAUAAGAAGUUCUUCGAGAAUCUCUCGGGCGCAGGGAAAGCCAUCGGGGUGCUGACCAGCGGCGGGGAUGCGCAAGGUAUGAAUGCUGCAGUACGUGCGGUAGUGCGUAUGGGAAUCUACGUAGAAGCUAAAGUGUAUUUUAUCUAUGAGGGUUACCAAGGUAUGGUUGAUGGAGGUGACAACAUUGUUGAAGUAUCAUGGGAAAGUGUUUCAAGCAUCUUGCAAGUGGGAGGGACAGUUAUUGGUAGCGCACGCUGCAAAGAAUUUCGUACCCGGGAAGGCCGUUUGAAGGCAGCUUUCAACUUGAUUCAGCGUGGAAUCACUAACCUUUGUGUGAUUGGUGGUGAUGGUAGUUUAACAGGUGCUAAUCUCUUUCGUGAAGAAUGGAGUGGACUUCUAGAGGAACUGGCACAAAGUGGCAAGAUUGAAGAAGAAGCUGUGAAGAAAUAUGUUUACCUCAACAUUGUGGGGAUGGUUGGAUCCAUAGAUAAUGACUUCUGUGGCACAGAUAUGACCAUUGGUACUGACUCAGCCUUGCACAGAAUCAUUGAAGUUGUGGAUGCCAUCAUGACCACUGCUCAAAGCCAUCAGAGGACCUUUGUCCUAGAAGUUAUGGGAAGACACUGUGGGUAUCUAGCUCUUGUUAGUGCAUUAGCUUGUGGUGCGGAUUGGGUAUUUAUUCCGGAAUACCCCCCAGAAGAAGGAUGGGAGGAUCAGAUGUGUGUUAAGCUUUCUGAGAACCGUGCACGAAAGAAAAGGCUGAAUAUCAUAAUUGUGGCAGAAGGUGCCAUUGAUUCUCACAACAAAUCUAUAACUUCAGAAAAGGUUAAGGAUCUUGUGGUUCAGCAGCUGGGAUUUGACACUCGUGUGACUAUCCUGGGUCAUGUUCAAAGAGGUGGUACUCCUUCAGCUUUUGAUAGAAUUUUGGCAAGCCGUAUGGGCGUGGAAGCUGUCCUGGCCCUUCUAGAGGCUACAGCAGAUACCCCUGCUUGUGUUGUGUCCCUGUCUGGGAACCAAGCUGUCCGUCUGCCUUUAAUGGAGUGUGUGCAGAUGACUCAAGAAGUACAGAAAGCAAUGGAUGAAAGAAAGUUUUGUGAGGCUGUGAGACUUCGUGGAAGGAGCUUUGAAAACAACCUUAACACCUACAAAUUAUUGUCUCACAGAAAACCAGAUACAGAACUUCCAAAGACUAAUUUUAAUGUGGCAGUUUUAAAUGUAGGUGCCCCUGCAGCUGGUAUGAAUGCUGCUGUCCGAUCUGCAGUAAGAGUUGGCAUAACUGAAGGUCACACCAUGUUUGCUGUCAUUGAUGGAUUUGAAGGCUUUGCUAAUGGCCAGAUAAAGGAAAUCAGCUGGGGAGAUGUUGGAGGUUGGACUGGCCAAGGAGGGUCGCUUCUUGGCACAAAACGUACCCUCCCUGCAAAGUAUUUGGAGAAGAUUGCUGACCAGAUGCGCACUAAUAACAUCAACGCCCUUAUGGUUAUUGGUGGAUUUGAGGCCUACCUGGGACUUUUGGAAUUAUCAGCUGCCCGUGAGAAAUAUGACGAGUUCUGUGUUCCAAUGGUUAUGGUUCCUGCAACUGUAUCCAACAAUGUACCGGGUUCAGAUUUCAGCAUUGGUGCAGAUACUGCUCUGAACACUAUAACUGAUGCCUAUGAAAGUUGUCUGCAAUUAGCUGAGGCACGUGCUCGCUUUGAGGAGUUUUGUAUUCCUAUCUGUAUGUUGCCAGCUACUAUUAGCAACAAUGUGCCAGGCACCGACCUUAGCAUUGGUGCUGACACUGCCCUGAAUGCUAUUGUGGAGACAUGCGAUCGCAUCAAACAGUCAGCCAGUGGGACCAAGCGUCGUGUGUUCAUCAUUGAGACAAUGGGUGGCUACUGUGGUUACCUGGCCAAUAUGGGGGGCCUUGCUGCAGGUGCGGAUGCUGCUUAUAUCUUUGAAGAGAAGUUUGAUAUUCGAGAACUCCAGGCUAAUGUGGAGCAUUUGACCGAAAAGAUGAAAACCAGCAUCCAGCGUGGUCUAGUGUUGAGGAAUGAGAACAGCAAUGAGAAUUACACAACUGACUUUAUCUACCAGCUAUAUUCUGAGGAAGGAAAAGGCGUGUUCGAUUGCAGAAAGAAUGUAUUGGGCCACAUGCAGCAGGGUGGAGCACCUUCCCCAUUUGACAGGAACUUUGGGACAAAAAUCUCUGCAAAAGCUAUACAGUGGAUCUCAAAGAAACUGAGAGAAACAUACCGAAGAGGAAAAGUGUUUGCCAACACCGAAGACUCAGUUUGUUUGCUAGGUAUGCGCAGACGCAAUCUUCUUUUCCAACCUGUGGUUGAGCUUAAGGAUCAAGCAGAUUUUGUGCACAGAAUUCCUAAGGAACAGUGGUGGCUGAAACUUCGACCUCUGAUGAAAAUUCUGGCCAAAUACAAGACUAGCUAUGAUGUUUCAGAUUCAGGUCAACUAGAGCAUGUAGCUAGGCACAGCCCAAAAGAAGCAGAAACUGGAGCUAUCUAAGAAGAGACCAUUAUUUUAGAUAAAGUUGUAAUAGACCUACGUUGUGCGUAACAAUGCUUUAGAAUAUUCAUUACAGCUUUGUUUGUAACAUUUAAAUUAUUGUACCAGCACUUUAUGUGAAUUCAGACAUGCAAACAUCACACAAGUUCCUUGCCCAGUAUUAUCCUAGGUUUAAAGCAAACCCUAGCGUCUAACUUACAAAAUACCAGUAACCGGCCUGAUCCUUAAGUUUAACACAAUUCUAUGCACUCAGUGUGAUAAGUCAUUCAUCUAGCGCACUUUAUCUCAGAGAUAGAGUCUAUACUCAGAAUAUAUGUAGAAGGCUAGUUUUGUGUCAAGUUACAGAGUGAAUUUAUGUAUCCAAAGUGGAAUAAAAGAAUUGUUGCAAACCA
Molecule: messenger RNA, 3335 nt
Organism: Malaclemys terrapin pileata
Lineage: Eukaryota; Metazoa; Chordata; Testudines; Emydidae
Gene: PFKP
Product: phosphofructokinase, platelet
Exons: 23
Coding region: 427-2943 (838 amino acids)
Biological process (GO): fructose 1,6-bisphosphate metabolic process; canonical glycolysis; fructose 6-phosphate metabolic process
Cellular component (GO): cytoplasm; 6-phosphofructokinase complex; membrane
Molecular function (GO): AMP binding; fructose-6-phosphate binding; monosaccharide binding
Source: RefSeq, a predicted model, not a curated record